AUGCUCGGUCUUCCAAUGCGUCCACCAGUAAAGACGCGUCGCCACCACCCGCGAAGAAGACAACCCGCAAGAAGAAGACCGACGAUGCCUCCGAAACGGCUCCCGCACCCAAAAAGGCCAAAACUACUGCCAAAAAGCCGGCUGCUAAGAAAGGCAAGAAAGCAGUGGACGAUACGUGCGCAUAUUAAUCAUAUUUUCCCAUUAACAUUGCUGAUCUUCAUCAUCCUCCAUGCCUCUUCCUCGCGUCCCUUCUACCAUGCUGCACUCUUCACAUUCCGCAAAUAUUUUAGGGACGAUAACAGCGACGCUGAACUCAAGCUUGACGACGACACGCAGACCUCUGCGCCACCCCCAACCAAGGCUGCAGCAACCAAAUCAACUCCUGGCAAAGUCGAGCCUUACAGUGCUGAACGCGCCGCUUCCAUCUUCACCAAGUAUGCCGACGAGGAUGACCCAAAUGUCAUCGGUCCAGAAGGUCUCGAGCGCUUUUGCACCGACGCCGAGAUACCCCUCGAAGGCGCACUUCCACUAAUCAUCGCCUGGCAAUUAGACGCGAAGGAAAUGGGCAAAUUCACCAAGGAAGAGUGGACCAAGGGAACGGACUCUAUUAGAAUUUCUUCUCUACCUCAACUCGCCAUGUUUGCCUCCGACCUCGAGCAAUUGCUAACCAAAGGCAAGGCCCCAGCGAAGAGCGGGAACAAAAAGGACCCGUACGACCGUAGCGCUAUAAGCCGAUAUACUGCGGACCCCAAAGCGGCUUUCCAAACUUUCUACUCUUAUUGUUUCAGUUAUGCAAAGCCCGAACAAUCUCGCAACAUCGACAUGGAGACUUCGGUGGCGUUGUGGGGUGUUCUGCUUACCCCUCAAUAUCCUAUCAUGAGCGAAGUCCUUGAGUUUAUUGGCGAAAAGGACGGAGCAUAUAAGGCGACCAACAAAGAUCUCUGGAGCAUGAUGCUCGAGUUCUGCCGCACGAUCAAGCCUUCGCUGCAAGACUACGAGGCCGAUGGGGCGUGGCCGACCCUCCUCGAUGACUUUGUUGCUUGGAAGAAGGAAAAGAUGGGCAACGGAGCUGUAAAUUAA
Mycena indigotica is the source of this 1080-nucleotide messenger RNA. Its product is annotated as Defective in cullin neddylation protein. The record is from RefSeq and is a predicted model, not a curated record. Gene Ontology annotation, molecular function: cullin family protein binding; ubiquitin conjugating enzyme binding; ubiquitin-like protein binding. Lineage: Eukaryota; Fungi; Basidiomycota; Agaricomycetes; Agaricales; Mycenaceae. Gene Ontology annotation, biological process: positive regulation of ubiquitin-protein transferase activity; protein neddylation. The transcript has 10 exons. Gene Ontology annotation, cellular component: ubiquitin ligase complex. The coding region runs from base 1 to 1080 and encodes 359 amino acids.